AUGUCGAACGCAAGACGAAACUUAGAAAAGGUGUUUGAGAAUGGUAAGAGGAAAGGAAAACCUCAAGAAGGCCAAUCAAGCAACAGUUUCAACAAGAAGUUGAAUACUGGUCACAUGGAGGAGAAUCGUAAUCAAAGACAAGUUCCUCGGUGCAACAAGUGUAACAAGCAAGGCCAUUGGGCAAGGGACUGUCGUAAAGGCACCGACCAAUGUUAUCGAUGUGGUAAACAAGGUCAUAUAGUGAAAGAUUGUCCUGUUCAAGAACAACGAGGCCACAAUUUGAACAACCAUGGCUCCACAAGAAAUCAAGGGAAUGGACAAAAUUCCACUUAUAGCGGCAAUGCGAACAACAAUCGUAAUCCUCCGAGAGGACCUCCACAAGCUGGGAGAGUUUUCAUGAUGCAAAGAGAAGAAGCUGAAGCUGAUGAUACCGUCAUCACUGAACUUUGA
Molecule: messenger RNA, 450 nt
Organism: Beta vulgaris subsp. vulgaris (sugar beet)
Lineage: Eukaryota; Viridiplantae; Streptophyta; Magnoliopsida; Caryophyllales; Amaranthaceae
Exons: 2
Coding region: 1-450 (149 amino acids)
Molecular function (GO): nucleic acid binding; zinc ion binding
Source: RefSeq, a predicted model, not a curated record